UUUAACGUGGCACCCACUUCCUUUACCUUUUUACCUACAUAAAUACCCCCGACCUUUCUUCUUCAGUCUUUCACUCUUCACUUUCUCACCUUCUGCCACAAAAUUUCCUUUUCCUUUUCCUUCACCAAGAAAGAAAAUUAAAGAAGCCAAACAAAGGAAAAAGGGCAAGCAAUGCCGCGUUUUGGUGUUGUAGACAAUCCCAAGGGGGACGGUGCAGUUCAUUCAAAAGAUAGUUCUCGAGAUUUGCGUGACCAACUCCCAUCUUUAAUGUCUUCCUCUUAUCCUAUCACUCUCAAGUUCAUUGACGUGUGUUACAAGGUGAAGAUACAGCAAACCAACAGUCAAGGUAGCAGCAUUAAACGCAUGUUCAGCCAUGGAUCAACACCAUCGUCUGAUCAAAGAUCAAUGGGUACGAUCGAAGAAAAAACAAUCUUGAACAAUAUCACGGGCGUGGUUUCACCAGGAGAAAUCUUGGCUAUCCUUGGUCCUUCAGGCAGCGGAAAAUCUACUCUCCUCAAUGCCUUAGCUGGGAGACUCCAACAAGGCAAUGGCUUCUCCGGAACUAUCCUUGCUAACAACAAAAAACCCACUAAACAAAUCGCAAAACGCACCGGAUUCGUCACCCAGGAUGAUGUCCUUUACCCUCACUUGACUGUUCGUGAAACCUUAGUGUUUUGCUCCCUUUUAAGGUUACCCAAAACAUUGACCAAAAAAGAGAAGAUUUCAGUGGCUGAAAUGGUUUUAUCCGAGUUGGGAUUAUCGAAAUGUGAAAAAACAAUCAUUGGGAACAGUUUUAUACGUGGUAUUUCGGGUGGAGAACGGAAAAGAGUGAGUAUAGCCCAUGAAAUGCUUAUAAACCCUAGUCUGUUGAUUCUCGAUGAACCAACGUCGGGUUUGGACUCGACAGCUGCGCACCGGUUGGUUUCGACUUUGGGGUCGUUGGCUCAAAAGGGGAAGACCAUAAUAACAUCCAUGCACCAACCGUCGAGCCUAGUAUAUCAGAUGUUUGACUCAGUGUUGGUUUUGAGUGAAGGAAGGAGUUUGUAUUUUGGUAAGGGAAGUGAAGCAAUGGCUUAUUAUGAGUCGGUUGGAUUCUCACCGUCUUUUCCUAUGAAUCCUGCGGAUUUCCUCCUUGAUCUCGCUAACGGUGUGUGUAAACUUGACGGCAUAAGCGAAAGAGAGAGGCCAAACAUUAAGCAAACUCUGAUCACUUCUUACAACACCCUGUUGGCUCCAAAAGUAAAAGCUGCUUGCAUGGAUAUCACAACUGUUUCAGCAAAAGACACCCAAUUGAUGGGAAGCCGUAGUUUCAAAGAACACAGGAAUAGCAACAGAGUUGACCUUUCUACUUGGUUCAAUCAAUUCAGCAUUCUACUCGAGAGAAGCCUCAAAGAAAGAAAGCAUGAAUCUUUCAACACUCUCAGAGUCUUCCAAGUAAUCACUGCUGCAAUGUUAGCCGGUUUAAUGUGGUGGCAUUCGGAUUAUCGACAUAUCCAAGACCGCCUUGGUCUCCUCUUUUUCAUUUCCAUCUUUUGGGGUGUCUUGCCAUCGUUUAAUGCAGCAUUUGCUUUUCCCCAAGAACGUGCAAUCUUUAUGAAAGAGCGUGCUUCUGGUAUGUACACUUUAUCUUCCUAUUUCAUGGCACGGAUAAUCGGUGACCUCCCAAUGGAGCUUAUUCUUCCCACAGUUUUCCUUGUUAUGGCUUACUGGAUGGCUGGAUUGAAACCCGAUUUGGUCGCAUUUCUUUUGACAAUGUUGGUUCUUCUUGGCUACGUACUCGUCUCUCAGGGGCUUGGCCUUGCAUUAGGAGCAGCAAUCAUGGAUGCCAAACAGGCUUCAACCAUAGUUACUGUCACAAUGCUAGCAUUUGUUCUAACAGGAGGGUACUAUGUGCAUAAGGUGCCAUCAUGCGUGGCAUGGAUCAAAUAUAUUUCUACAACAUAUUACAGCUAUAAGCUGUUUAUUAACGUCCAAUACGGCCAAGGCAAGACAAUUUCGUCAAUGUUGGGUUGCUCAUCACACCAUGGAAUUAGUAAUAGAGUUAGCUGCAAGUUUAUUGAUCAAGACAUUGCAGGGCAAAUUAGCCCUGAACUGAGUGUGGGAAUCUUGCUUCUAAUGUUCGUAGGAUAUAGGUUGUUGGCUUACCUUGCAUUAAGGCGUAUCAAAGGUUGAAACUUUUGUAUUAGUUCACAGCUUCUUGUCAUUCAUAUCGGCCCAAAUUUGGAUCCCGCUAACUGUAACUGAAGAAUCCAAAGUAAAGUUUGCAAAUUCACAAAGUACAACAAAGAAACAGUUUGCACUUUUGCAACAACAAAUUUUCUUUUAUACA
Molecule: messenger RNA, 2329 nt
Organism: Durio zibethinus
Lineage: Eukaryota; Viridiplantae; Streptophyta; Magnoliopsida; Malvales; Malvaceae
Product: ABC transporter G family member 25-like
Biological process (GO): transmembrane transport
Cellular component (GO): plasma membrane
Molecular function (GO): ATP hydrolysis activity; ATP binding; ABC-type transporter activity
Source: RefSeq, a predicted model, not a curated record